AUGAACCCGGCGUAUAAAGGGCCCGCACCUGCGAAACACCCCGGUCGGCUGGAAGAACCGCGGGUUGCCAGCGAGGUCGGUUCUCUAGCCUCGGAGUCCCCGUCGCCAAUCAGCGUUCACCACAUCGUGACGCGUCCGGCAGCCUUUCAGCCUCCGUCGCCUUCGAUCAGUCGUACCUGCCCGUUGACGCCCCCUUCUCUGUCCCCUGAUAUGCUUGGAGGAGGAGCACGUUCGCCGAAUAGCGACAACAGAGAGGCAGAAGUGCCUGGAGCGGAGUGCGGGGGAAGCCGCUCGGCACAGGAGCAGCGACCGAUCCAGCCAACCGAUGGCCAGAUAUGUCCUGCUCCCCAACGAGGUGGAAGCUACAGCUUCACGUCAUCGUCAGUCAGUGCCAGCGAAGGCACUGACACCAGGAGAUGUUCGGCUGCGGCGAUUGAGAACGAUGGAAACGCAAACCUGGCUUAUGAGCCGGUCAAGGCACCCAGGCAAGAUAGCACCUCAGAUCAUGAGUCGCCUACUUUUGCGGAAGAAGCGGGGGCAGACCAGCGCGGAGACGCGUCGAGCCAAGCUUCUGCGGUCUGCGCGAGACUUGGCAGGCAGCUGUCGCAGCAAAAUUCGAGUCGGGGGUCUUUCGCGCGUCUUGGAGAGCAGCAGCUUCCUCCUAACCGACCUCCUCCGCUUCUCCAGGAGGAUGCCACACCCGCGGCGCCGCCCUCCGACACAAAUGCCAAGGCCACAGACGCGAACGAUGCGGUCGCCGUCUCCGCGCCGCAAGUAGAGGUCUCGAAACUGGACUCUGUGAUUUCGAUGGCGACAUCCUCGGAGGAUGAGGGAGGGCGAGCCACCCCGAACAUCGACAUGUUCGCGCUCGCUAAACGGGUUGGGGCAACGCCUGAACAGGCUAAAGCGAAACUGGCCAGCUCGCUGCAGAGCUCGCACAAACCUAAGCAUAGUUCGUCCGGGGGCGGAGUCGUUUUCGCAGAAGCACCUCAGAUUUCUCUCUUUGACAAGCUGUCUUACCCGCCAACCGACACUUCCGAGCCCGCGCCCGGCGACUGGCGGCGUCGCAGCUCCGCGCUGGCCUUUGAAGCCAGGAAAAGGCUCUCCGGACUUGAGAAUUCGUUGUCGCCGCCCAGGGAUCCCGCGCGACGGCCCUCGCCGCCGCGUAGUCCAGGAAGGAUUCGCUCGUUGUCUCUGUCGAUCGGCGCGGAUAUGAAGUGCGAUAUCCUCAAACAGCAACAGGAGGAAGAAGAAGUGGGUUGUCGCCACGCAUCCGAAGAAGCGAAGAAAGCAAUGAGGAAGCAGCGCUGGCGCAGGAGGACAACUGUCUCGCACUUGACGAUUCCCAGUCCCGAAACAGCGCUCCAAGAAAGCGAAGGCGCUGCUCCCGUGAUGCAGCUCCACCACAGCAUCAAAGCGGGCGAUGCAGCUGACGCCGUUGGGAUACGAAGUUCUGCUACGCAGGAAGCAGGUCCAGGAGGCUGGAAGCGACGAGGCUCAGCGCUAGCCGAGAGGGCUGUCUUCCAACAGGACACGCUGUGGCUCUUGCAGCGGACGCCUUCUCCGCCGCGAACGCCCGGUCGAAACCGGACUUUGUCGCUCUCGAUUCCUCCAGAUAUGCAGCGAAUGUCUGAAGAGAAGCAGUUGCGUGACGAGAGACAAGAAGAAGUGCUGACCAAGCUGCAAGCUGAGCAGAAGGAGAUUCAGCGGCAGCUGCAGGAGCAGGCCGAGCAGUACCGCCAGCAGAUGCAGCAGCAGCACGAUUUGCUCGAGGCGAUCCUGCGGCAGCAACGACAGCUAGAAGAAAAAGAGAGGCCCGCGGACGACCACAAGGCAGACAAGCGGCCGCCGCAAGAGGAUGCCGACGCAAAAGGCUCUCCGCCGGCGCGCAACGUGGCCUCGCCCACCCGGCAGACGCUGACGAGUCAGCAGCGGCAACAGAUACAAGAGCAUAUGAAGCAGCUGGAAUACCUGCAGCAGAACAGGCCGCGCACGUCGCGGCCGAGUCUUUUAACCCAGGAAAAGGGCGAAAAAGACGACACAGGAUCGCCCGGAUUGCAGAGGACGCCGAGCGGGACGAGCGGGACGGAAAUGGGAUCUGGGAGUGGGCGCAUGCCAGUGGAAAAAGCCGUGAACCAGUAUUCGGUUCUUGACCGGAUACACAGAUACUUGAUGGAGCCCAACGUCCUGCUCCUUGACGUGCGGUCGCCUCAAGAAUUUGCAGUAGAGAAGGUGGCAGGGAGCAUCAAUGUCCCGACCGAUCAGUUUUUGUCCUGCAUCCAUCUGCUGCCGAAAAACAAGGAGACUCCGCUGAUGGUUUACUGCAGUGAUGGCAGCCGAGCGCGGCAGGCCGCAGUCGCGCUUCGGAAGCUCGGUCACGCGAAUGUGUGCGAUGCCGUCAGCAUCAAGGUCGUGAAGCACUCUCUCGAUGGAGCGGUUCUGAAGCAGAUGCCAUCCUCCGUUAUUGGGAAGGCUUUGAGGCGGCAGCUCCUUUCGCGAAGUGCCCAAGGCACCAGCAGCGAAGACUCUCCUUGGUGCCCUCCGCAGGGCGUGCGGAGUCGGCGCCCGCAGCACCGCAGCAGCAGCAGAGACGCCUCGUCGCGGAGAUGGACAAGCGUGGCCGAGAAGAGGAAUGGUGGAGGAGAUGCCAGAGGCGCCAGGGGCGGGCCUCCACUGGCGCCGGUGCUCGAUACCCCGACGACGGAGGCGCUUGCUCGCCUCUGCAGCUUGCAACUCCAUCGCCCGGUCGACCCCCGCCAGGUGAGAGCGUGGAGUGCGACGUUUGUGGGUUCUGUGCUUCUGCGCAUCCACAAUCUGAGGCCGACGAAUGGAAUCUGUUUCGCGCGGUGGAGCCAGAAAGCUUCCAGGGAGUCUCGCCAUGGAGGAAGCUGCCGUUCUUCAUUCCAUGAAAUGGACAGCCUCGCCUCCGUUGCGCAGGAACCGGCGGCGAGUCUAAGAGCGGUACCGGGGGACUAG
Besnoitia besnoiti is the source of this 2976-nucleotide messenger RNA. RefSeq names its product rhodanese family domain-containing protein. Bases 1 to 2976 code for a protein of 991 amino acids. Lineage: Eukaryota; Apicomplexa; Conoidasida; Eucoccidiorida; Sarcocystidae. The transcript has 5 exons. The record is from RefSeq and is a predicted model, not a curated record.